Messenger RNA from Chenopodium quinoa (quinoa), 2012 nucleotides. RefSeq names its product geranylgeranyl transferase type-1 subunit beta-like. Gene Ontology annotation, molecular function: CAAX-protein geranylgeranyltransferase activity. Bases 505 to 1572 code for a protein of 355 amino acids. Gene Ontology annotation, biological process: protein geranylgeranylation. Lineage: Eukaryota; Viridiplantae; Streptophyta; Magnoliopsida; Caryophyllales; Amaranthaceae. The transcript is spliced from 11 exons. The record is from RefSeq and is a predicted model, not a curated record. Gene Ontology annotation, cellular component: CAAX-protein geranylgeranyltransferase complex.
AUGGAGAGGAGGGGCGGCGAGGGGUGGGGGGGUGUGGUGGCUGGAAAAGUGAGAAAGAGAGGGUGGUUGUGUGGUGGGGGAAUAUUUUCGGAGAAGAUGAGGGUUUAUCAGGAGAGUCGGUAGGCCGGGGAGGGGCGUCGGUGGGCUAAGGAGUAGCGUCUAUGGGCGACUGAGUGGUGGUUGGUGGUGAAGUGGUGGUUAGGGAAAGGGAAUGCAAAAGGCUAGGGGUGGGGAAUCAAUUUGAAAUAAAAAUAGGUAAACUCAAAAAUAAAAAUGGAGAAAGAAAAUGAUUAAACAUACAAACAAACAACAACAAUUCAAUAAAGAUACCCUUUCUCUGUGAUAAUUAACCCCAACGAAACAACCCCUAAAUGAUAUAACUUUUUUUUUUUUUUUUUUUUUUUUUGGACACAUGUGAUACAACUAAAACCUUAAAACAUUCCCCUCACUCAAAAAUUCUAAACAAACCAAAAAAACACACUCACUCCUGCAACUCGUGUAAAAAUGGCGUCAAAGUUAACAGAACCUUUUUCAAUAGAUCCUUCGUUUGACAAAGACAGGCACGUACGAUUCCUAGACAUGAUGUACGAAUUACUACCCAGUGAUUAUGAGUCUCAAGAGAUCAACCAUCUUACUCUUGCUUACUUUACUCUCUCUUCUCUCGACAUUCUUGGUGCUUUAGAUCGGGUUGACAAGGAAGCAAUAGUUGCAUGGGUAUUGUCUUUUCAGGCUCAUAAAGAAGAACAAGAUGACUUGAGAAGCGGACAAUUUUAUGGAUUUCUUGGUUCAAGGUCAUCACAGUUUCCAGCAGAUGCUCUCAAGAAUUCAAAUUGUAACAGUAGUCAUUUGGCAAGCACGUAUAGUGCUUUAGCUAUACUGAAGAUCCUUGGCUAUGAUUUUUCUUUGUUUGAUUCUGGAUCCAUACUGAGAUCUAUGAGAAACCUUCAACAACCUGAUGGGAGUUUUAUGCCCAUCCAUAUUGGGGCUGAGGCAGAUCUGCGGUUUGUGUAUUGUGCUGCUGCCAUUUCCUAUCUGCUGGGUGACUGGACUGGAAUGGACAAAGAGAUGGCAAAGGAAUAUAUUUUGAACUGUCAGUCAUAUGAUGGUGGCUUUGGUUUGUGUCCUGGUCUGGAAUCCCAUGGCGGUGCAACAUACUGCGCAAUUGCAUCUCUACGACUGAUGGGCUUUAUGGAAGAUGAUCUUAUCUCCAAGGGUGUAUCAUCCUCAAUCAUAGACAUUCCCGUGCUCCUCGAUUGGAUGAUGCAGAGACAAGCUGCAGAUGCUGGAUAUCAGGGAAGACUAAACAAACCCAGUGACACAUGCUAUGCGUUCUGGGUGGGUGGAGUGUUGAAGAUCUUGGGAGGCAGCAAAUUUGUUAACAAGGAUGCUUUGCGUGAUUCGCUACUGACUUGUCAAUCUGUGUAUGGCGGUUUCAGUAAAUUCCCAGGGGAAUUGCCGGAGCUUUAUCACUCAUAUUACGGGUUCUCUGCAUAUAGUCUGUUGGAUGAACCUACGCUGAACUCUCUCUGUGUUGAACUUGGCAUAACGAAGAGAGCUGCAUUUGGAUCUUGAAUUAAGAUUUCAUUCAUUGAAAUUUGAUCUACUUGAGGCACAGAUUGUAUCAUAUCAUUCGUUGUACACUACAACAGAGAACAAGAAGCAUGCAACUUCAAGGCUGGUUAGACAUACUACUGAUUGGAGAAGUGACUCGAACUUUUUUCUAUAGGUUUCAGCCAAAGUUUCUUCAACCCCGAAAACUGUAUAAGUUGGAUAAAAUAUGUAGGUCGUGAUAUUUAGAGAAGAAAAAAUAUGCCACUGGCAGUGCUUUGCUCUUGAACAAUAUGUAAAUUCUCCUCUCUAUUUCUUUUCCUUUUUUUUGUCCCUUCUUCUCUGGUACCUUUGUUCAAUGUUGGUUUGAUUGUUCCAGCCUUGAGAGUACAGACAUUUCAAUGUUGAUUGAUAGAAAGCUGAGUUUUUUACAAUGAAAUACAUGGCAAUUCUUUUUACCUACA